UUCCUAAAGACUUCCGUAAAGCUAAAACAACCACAUGCAUUGUUGAGAUAAGACUCCAACAUACUAUAGUGACAGUCAGAAAGUGAACUUCAAGUGGUUUACGCAAUGUUCUUUAAGACCGUGCAUAUUGGAGUUCUUUUAAUCUUCUAUUUAGCAUCAGUCCAGUCCCAAUCGUGCUCGGGGAAACGGUGUGGCGACUGCUUGAUUUUCGAGGGAUGUGCCUGGUGCAAAGACCCGGAAUAUUCCUUCAAUCGUUGUGCAACAGAGAGCCAAACAACUAGUAAUGGAUGUAGACAGGUUGUCAGGAGGGGCUCCCACGGGGUGCAGAUCAUCAGGAAUAAUGAGUUCUCAGAUGGUGGACCAGGAAUGGAGCCAGUACAAAUAAAACCUCAACGGGUGAAGAUAAAGCUGGUACCAAACAUCCUGUUUCGUAAUCUCCAGGUCUUCUACAAGAUUGCAAGGAACUUUCCGCUCGACCUUUACUUCCUGAAUGAUCCGUCGUAUACAAUGAAAGCAUUAAUAGCGAGACUCAAUGCACUCGCUUACGACAUAGCUGAUGAAAUAGCCAAACUCACAACCGAUUUCAGAUUUGGACUUGGGACAGCAAUGGAUAAAGUUAUAUGGCCAUUUACCCGUGUAGACCCUUUAUUUCUAGCCUAUCCCUGCGGCUCCCCAUCCAUCCAGUGCGACAAACCAUACUCCUUCCUCCAUCGACAAUCCUUGACCAGUAACAUAACGAAGUUCAAGUCGACCUUGUUAGCUGUUGAGAACGCUGUUAAUGACGUAAAUACUACUGCCAAUCAAGAUAUUACAGAAGGGCUGUUUGAUGGACUGAUGCAAGUAAUGGUUUGUGGGGAUAGAAUAGGGUGGAGGAAAAAGGCCAGACGGAUGGUGAUCUACGCCACAGACAUAAACUUCCACCAGUCGGGGGACGGCAGGUUUGCAAAUAUUUUGGAACCAAAUGAUGGUCUAUGUCAUCUGAAUGAUGCUGGCAAAUAUACAAUGGCUGAAAUUCAAGAUUAUCCGUCAGUCGGACAAAUCGUACAAAAAGCACGUGAAAACAACAUCAACAUAAUCUUCGUUAUUGGAGGAAAUGACAAUACUGCUGUUCGGAGUUUGUUUUAUGAUAGUCUGGCCGCCAUUUUACCUGGAGGAAUCAAUAAUGCUUCCGCUCUCUCCCCGGACGCCUCCGAUAUUCUGAGUAUUGUUGGAAACAACUACAGGCGUCUUCGUGAAACUGUUAAAAUCGUCACGAGUGGGGUUCCAGAGGAGCUGAUCAUGGGGCUGUAUUCUAACUGUAAAACAGGAGGACGUACACUCGAUAGGACCGACACAUGCACAGGCCUGACCAUUGACAAAUGGGCGAAUUUUACAGUGUAUCUAGUAUCCAAUUUGACAGUUUGUCCUGAGAAAAGGGACUUUAUCUUCACCCUUUUUCCUGAGGGUCUGGAGGAAAGAGUUGAAAUAGAAGUGGAGCAUGUCUGUGAAUGUAAAUGUCAACUGGAACCGGAAGCGGAACCAAACAGUACUAAAUGUAAUAAUCAAGGGACGUACGAGUGUGGCGUUUGUCAUUGUAAUGUCGGAUGGUCGGGGGACACAUGCGAAUGCGACGAAAGAGGAACGGAAGCGGAGGCCUGCGGCACGGAUUCAGGAAUAUGCAACAAUGCCGGAAACUGCACCUGCGGAAGAUGUGAGUGUUUUGACGGAUACAGUGGGGACCGAUGUGAAUGCAAUGACCUGGAUUGCCCUUCAGAUAAUGGGCUGUUAUGUGGAGGUCCGGACCACGGACAAUGUUCCUGUGGAGCUAGCUCUAGCGUAUUGUGUAUUUGUAAAGGUCCGGACCACGGACAAUGUUCCUGUGGAGCUUGUGUCUGUAACUCCACGUACACGGGGGAGGUCUGUGAUUGUUCCACGUCUGCCGACUCCUGCAGAGAUAAUAAUGGGACUAUAUGUACCGGUAAUGGAAACUGCGAGUGUGGAAAGUGUCGCUGUGAGGUCGGAUUUAGAGGGGAUGUUUGUGAUCGAUGCCAGCACUGCCCGGGUAUUUGUGAGAACAACAACAAUUGUGUGGAAUGUGUUGGAUUCAAUCAAGGUCCAUUCAACACAACGGACUGUAGCGAAAAAUGCCAGAACGUCGAAGUUGUAUCCCUUUUACAAGAUUCUGCUGGAGAAAACGAGACGUCAACAAGCUGUACUCUGCAGGACAAUUCCGGGUGUCUUAUUGAAUUCAAUGUUUAUGAUUCUGAUGGAGGACAAUAUGUGAAAGUCAAGUCUUGGAAACGCUGCCCUCCCGGACCUGCAGAUCCUCUCACGGUCGGACUAGGUCUGUCAGGCGCUAUAUUCCUUGUGGGGUUACUACUCCUUUUGAUCUGGAAGCUUCUGACGAUGUUAUAUGAUAAAAUGGAGUACUCCAAAUUUGAAUCAGAAAUCCAAAAUCCAGCUUGGGAAAAGUCCGAAAAUCCUAUUUACAAAGAGUGUGUAACUACGGUGCAAAAUCCUCUACAUGAUGCAGAAUGCAUUAAAGAUCCGGAGGGUUUGGUCAACAACGAGGAGGAAAAGAUCUUGAAAGACGCAUGAAAAGUUUGCUAUCCAUUUAAGUUUCGCUAAUUUCCAGUUCGCCUCGAGUUCUCAUUUGAUUCAACACACUAAGAAUUCAGAAAAAGGCAAUUGUGUGUCAGAAACUUAUCAGCUUGUUAAUAUUAUUUCGCCGAUAUAGAAUUAAAAAAGAUUUCAAUAAUCAUUCCUCGGUUUAGUUCACCUCAGAUGAAAUCUUUAAAAGUAAAAUAUACUGACUGAUACCUGUUCAAUGUUUGUUUGUCUUUCUUUCAUUUGUAAUGCUUUUAAAAUUGAAUUUUUCGCAAAAUAACUGACAACAUAUUAUUAUCAUCUGUCGUUGUAUUGUAUAUGUACUGACAACAUAUUAACAUCUGGCAUUGUAUUGUAUAUGAACUGACAACAUUUUAACAUCUGGCGUUGUAUUGUACAGUGUAUAUGAACUGACAACAUAUUAACAUCUGACGUUGUAUUGUAUAUGCACUGACAACAUAUUAUCAUCUGUCAUUGUAUUGUAUAUGUACUGACGACCUGUUAUCAUCUGUCGUUGUAUUGUAUAUGAACUGACACCCUAUUAUCAUCUGUCAUUGUAUUGUAUAUGUACUGACAACCUUUUAUCAUCUGUUCAUAUACAAUACAAUAUUCUGGCAUUGUAUUGUAUAUGAACUGACAACAUUUUAACAUCUGGCGUUGUAUUGUAUAUGAACUGACAACAUAUUAACAUCUGACGUUGUAUUGUAUAUGAACUGACAACAUUUUAACAUCUGGCGUUGUAUUGUAUAUGAACUGACAACAUAUUAACAUCUGACGUUGUAUUGUAUAUGCACUGACAACAUAUUAUCAUCUGCCGUUGUAUUGUAUAUGAACUGACACCCUAUUAUCAUCUGUCGUUGUAUUGUAUAUGUACUGACAACCUUUUAUCAUCUGUCGUUGUAUUGUAUAUGUACUGACAACCCUUUUAUCAUCUGUCGUUGUAUUGUAUAUGUACUGACAACAUAUUAACAUUUGUCGUUGUAUUUUGUUGCUGAAAACGUCACUGGUAGUGUUUGUUUUUCUCCUAGUUAGUUAUAGAAUAAUGAAUUAGUGUAGCGUGACGAUCAUUAUGAAUGGUAUGUCAUCCAAUUUUAAAAGUUAUAACGUUGGAACACGACAAGGUGAAUAUUUGUCUCCACUUUUGUUUUCUCUUUGAAUUAAUGAUCUAGAAAUGGUUUUUUUUGGAUAAAAACAUUUUGGGACUCUAAAAGCAUUACUACUUCCAUAGAAAAUGAAUUUGUUGUGUACACGAAAUUGUUUAUCUUGUUUUAUGCUGAUGAUACUGUGAUCAUGGUUGAGACUGCCGGUGAUCUCCAAAAUGCAUUAAAGAAAUUUUACUCUAGUCAA
This is a messenger RNA of Ostrea edulis (European flat oyster), 3933 nucleotides long. Its product is annotated as integrin beta-3-like. Bases 106 to 2577 code for a protein of 823 amino acids. Gene Ontology annotation, biological process: cell adhesion mediated by integrin; cell migration; integrin-mediated signaling pathway. The record is from RefSeq and is a predicted model, not a curated record. The transcript has 24 exons. Lineage: Eukaryota; Metazoa; Mollusca; Bivalvia; Ostreida; Ostreidae. Gene Ontology annotation, molecular function: integrin binding. Gene Ontology annotation, cellular component: cell surface; focal adhesion; integrin complex.